UCCAUUGCUUCAUCUCUUUCAGAUUCUGAACCCAUUUUUCUCUACUUAACUUUAUCUUCAAUGGCUACUUUCGCUCAUAUCACUUCUCUACUAAAUACGUUACACUUCCAUUUUCUGCAGCCCCAUCCAUGUUUGAUUUUUGACGAUACAGAAGCCAUCAAAUCUGUGUGUGAGAAGAUUCGAUAUUUGCAAGCCUUUUUAGAGGGUUCUGAGAAGAUCAAGGCAAGGAGUGUUUUGGAGUCAGAGAUCAGAUGUGUGGCUCAAGAUGCUGAAGCCAAUAUUGAAUCCCAAUUAUAUCAACUUUAUCUGUGCUGCAACCAGGAAGAUCACCCACUUAAGCCUCCUCAGAGUCUUUACCACACCUUGGAACAAGUAAAACAAAAGAUUGAAUCAAUUGAACGGAGGAUUAUUGAGAUUAAGAGCAAUAACAACCAUUUUGCAGAGCCACAAAGUGGAAACAGAAUAGAGAAUAUCAAAGCUGGUAGUUCCUCCCAACGUUCUUCUGAGCCCAAGGAUGUGAUGGUAGGAUGUGACGAUGAGUUUGACACCAUAAUGCACAAGCUCACUUCACUUUCAGAAAAAUUGGAAGUCAUCUCAAUUGUGGGAAUGGGAGGGAUCGGAAAGACAACUUUGGUUAAAAGAGUCUAUGAAGAUGCGUCAAUUAUUUCUUAUUUUGAUGUUCGAGCAUGGGCUACUGUAUCUCAAGAACAUAACACUAGAGAAAUUCUCCUUAGCCUUCUUGACACCAAAGGAGGAGAUAUCUCUGAUCUACCCAAUCAGCUGCGUAAAAAGUUAAUGGGUCAAAGAUACCUAAUUGUUAUGGACGAUAUAUGGGGUACCAAGGCAUGGGAUGACCUCCAUAGGUGUUUUCCUGAAAGUUUCAAUGGGAGUCGAAUAUUGAUAACUACACGGCUCAAACAAGUGGCUGACUAUGCUAGUUCAGGUAACAAUUCUCAUUACAUGCGAUUCUUAAAUUUCAAUGAAAGUUGGAAUUUAUUUUACAAGAAAGUAUUUGAGGAAAAAAAAGUCCCGCUUGAAUUUGAGACAAUUGGUAGAGGUAUUGUUGAAAAAUGUCAAGGAUUACCUCUAACAAUUACCGUGGUUGCUGGGCUCUUCACCUCCUUCAACCAGCCAUCACUAAACCAAUGGAGGAAUAUUGCUGAAAAUCUGAGUUCAUUGCUUAACACAGAUCCCGAAGAAAAAUGUUCAAAAAUACUUUCAUUAAGUUACAACCACUUACCUCCGCAUUUGAAAGUUUGUUUUUUAUAUUUUGGUGUUUUUCCAGAAGAUAGUAAAAUUCGUGUGAAAAAAUUGAUUAGGCUAUGGGUUGCAGAGGGAUUUUUAAAGCUUGAGUUGAAUGACACCAUGGAAGAAGUGAGUGAGGCUUACUUACAGGAUCUUGUAGACAGAGGUCUAGUUCAAAUUGAUAAGGGGAGUUUUGGCAUUAAAAUGAAGUAUUGUAGGGUUCAUGAUGUGUUGCAUAACUAUUGCUUGAGAGAAGCUCAGAGGGAGAAGCUUUUGUGUGUUGUAAAUAAGAAUAGUGUUCCGAUGGGUAGACUUAAACGCAUUCUCAUGAGAAUAAAGAGAAGCAUAUCAAUAGGCUCCGUUCCAAAAGCUUGCUAUUGGGUUAGCAGUCAGUUAACACAUUUGGGUUUGGCAAUUACUAGAGAAAGGUAUGAUGAGACUGGCGCACCCCUGGAGUUUCGUUCCAUUCUAUAUUUUGGAAUGAAAAAUAUUUCCUCCAAUCCAUUUCCCUGUUUUGAGGUUCUAAGGGUGUUGGACAUAUCUUCAAUAAUAAUUAGUGAGCACCACAUACCAAGUGAAAUAUGGAAUCUUCUUAAUUUGAGAUACUUAGCCUUAAGAACCUUUGAGUUCUUUCCAGAUUUAGAAUGGUUCAAGCUUCAAAAUUUGCAAACCUUGAUUGUUCUUAAUGUCCGCCCCUAUGGAUGGGGAAGACGGAAGCCAAAAUUUAAUAUUUUGGGUAUGCCACGACUAAGGCAUGUUUCUAUUAAUGGUUGCUUCCUCAAUCUCCCAACAUUGGUCCAGGGAAAUCUACAAGCUUUAUUUUGGUUGCAUCUAUCCCAUCAAGGUUUAGACUUUGAAAAAAUUCCGAACGUGAAGGAACUUGGGUUUUACAUUGACUACAACUAUGUUUCAGAGCUACUACGGCCUAUUUCACUUGAUGGUCUUGCCAAUUUGCAUAAGUUGGAGAACAUGAAAAUUAAAGCAUCAUGUAAAAGAAUUGAAAAUGAUUACUUUCGGCUUCAACGGAUAGCUUUGCCAGAAAACCUCAAAAAGUUGUCACUUUAUGGAACUUAUCUUUCACCGGAGGAUAUGGCCAUUAUUGGCACAUUGCCCAACCUUGAGAUUCUAAAAUUGAUGAACAAUGAUUUCAGUGGCCAAGAGUGGAACACAAGGGAGAAUGAAUUUUGCAGGUUAAAGUACUUGCAAAUUCAAAGGUCAUGUCUCAAGGAUUGGAAUAGUGCUCAUUUUCCCGUUCUUGAAUGCCUAAAUUUGACAUCGUGUUGGGAUUUGGAGGAAUUUCCAGCUAGUUUUGUUGAUAUUCCCUUUUUGCGGUUAAUUAUGUUAAACAAGUGUCGACGUUCCCUUCUUAAUUCUGCUAAACAGAUUCAAGAAGAGUGGCUAGACUACGGAGAUGAUAAACUUAUUGUGGAGGACUUUGAUUGUCGAAGAGUGGAAGAUGAAGAGGAAGAAGAAGUGCAAGACCAUAAUAUGAAUCACUGAGUGCAGGUGUGACAAGAUGAGCAAAAGUUAUAUUGGAGGCUUUUUUUUGUUGCUUUGACGAGAUGAGAUGCAAGUUAAAAGAAGGAUAUAAAAAUGGUACCAAAAGAAGUCUCUAUCUAAAGUACACUGUGAAAUAUGUUGACUGGGAUUCUUCUAUUGUGCCUUUCAUAAUUUAUUUACUUGAUGCGACUGAUCCUUGGAAAAUGUCUGAUGAUUCCAAAGGGUUUAUGAAAUUGCACCCGUGCCAGGUUGAAUAUUAUGUGGAGUCAUGUUCUGAUGCUGUGGUUAAUGAUAAAUGUGUUCAUACCAAAAGUGCAAGUGUUAUUUUGCCAAGUGGAGGGGAUGUCAUCUAUGCUGUUGCCCACCAGCACGCAGGAGCUAUUGGUUCAACUCUUUAUGGACAGGAUGGACGGACAAUAUGCUCAUCCCUCCCUAUUUACGGGAAGGGAAAGGAGGCUGGAAAUGAAGCGGGAUACGUUGUAGGAAUGACAACUUGUCAUCCUCGACCUGGUUCUGUCAAGAUUGUUGAGGGGGAGAUUAUAACCAUUAUGUCUAAUUAUAGCAAUAGUCAGAGCCACACUGGAGUCAUGGUUUUUUUUUACCUUGCUGUUGCUGAACCUUUGGAAAAACCCAAUUCUAUCAUGCAUGCUCAAAACUAGGUGAUGCCAUGAUCCCAACAAAUGGCCUUUGGGCUUUAUUUGCACCGUAUGGAAUUGCAAAUUGUAACAAUGGCUACAAACCUAUAGUUGUUUGA
Molecule: messenger RNA, 3499 nt
Organism: Ipomoea nil (Japanese morning glory)
Lineage: Eukaryota; Viridiplantae; Streptophyta; Magnoliopsida; Solanales; Convolvulaceae
Product: putative late blight resistance protein homolog R1B-12
Exons: 5
Coding region: 61-2745 (894 amino acids)
Biological process (GO): defense response to other organism
Molecular function (GO): ADP binding
Source: RefSeq, a predicted model, not a curated record